Messenger RNA from Microtus ochrogaster (prairie vole), 8089 nucleotides. RefSeq names its product notch 3 (gene Notch3). The record is from RefSeq and is a predicted model, not a curated record. Bases 47 to 7075 code for a protein of 2342 amino acids. The transcript has 32 exons. Lineage: Eukaryota; Metazoa; Chordata; Mammalia; Rodentia; Cricetidae. Gene Ontology annotation, molecular function: calcium ion binding; signaling receptor activity; protein binding. Gene Ontology annotation, biological process: Notch signaling pathway; multicellular organism development; regulation of DNA-templated transcription. Gene Ontology annotation, cellular component: cell surface; signaling receptor complex; plasma membrane.
GGGAGGAGGGAGGAGGGAGGAGGAAGGAGGGAGGGUCGCGGCCGCCAUGGGGCCGGGGGCCCGGGGCCGCCGCCUCCGUCGUCGCCUGAUGGCCCUGCCACCACCACCACCGCCGCCCAUGCGGGCGCUGCCCCUGCUGCUGCUGCUAGCGGGGCCGGGGGCUGCAGCUCCCCCUUGCCUGGAUGGAAGCCCAUGUGCAAAUGGAGGUCGGUGCACCCAGCAGCCCUCCCGGGAGGCUGCUUGCCUGUGCCUGCCAGGCUGGGUGGGUGAGCGGUGCCAGCUGGAAGACCCUUGCCACUCAGGCCCCUGUGCUGGCCGUGGCGUCUGCCAGAGUUCAGUGGUGGCAGGCACUGCCCGAUUCUCCUGUCGCUGUCCCCGUGGCUUCCGAGGCCCAGACUGCUCCCUGCCAGACCCCUGCCUCAGCAGCCCUUGUGCUCAUGGUGCCCGCUGCUCAGUGGGGUCAGAUGGCCGCUUUGUCUGCUCCUGUCCACCUGGCUACCAGGGUCGAAGCUGUCGAAGUGAUGUAGAUGAGUGCCGAGCGGGUGGAUCCUGCCGCCACGGUGGUACCUGCCUCAACACUCCUGGCUCCUUCCGCUGCCAAUGUCCACUUGGCUACACAGGGCUGCUGUGUGAGAACCCCACAGUGCCCUGUGCCCCUUCCCCAUGUCGUAAUGGUGGAACUUGUAGGCAGAGUAGUGAUACCACUUAUGACUGUGCUUGUCUUCCUGGCUUUGAGGGCCAGAAUUGUGAGGUCAAUGUGGAUGACUGCCCUGGACAUCGGUGUCUCAAUGGGGGAACCUGUGUGGAUGGUGUCAACACUUACAACUGCCAGUGCCCUCCUGAGUGGACAGGCCAGUUCUGCACAGACGAUGUAGAUGAAUGUCAGUUGCAGCCCAAUGCCUGCCACAACGGGGGCACCUGCUUCAAUCUACUGGGUGGCCACAGCUGUGUCUGUGUCAAUGGCUGGACGGGUGAGAGCUGCAGUCAAAAUAUUGAUGACUGUGCUACGGCUGUGUGCUUCCACGGGGCCACCUGCCAUGACCGUGUGGCCUCUUUCUACUGUGCCUGCCCUAUGGGCAAGACAGGCCUCCUGUGUCAUCUGGACGAUGCGUGUGUUAGCAACCCCUGCCACGAGGAUGCUAUCUGUGACACCAACCCUGUGAGUGGUCGGGCCAUCUGCACCUGUCCACCCGGCUUCACUGGAGGGGCAUGUGACCAGGACGUGGAUGAGUGCUCCAUUGGUGCCAACCCCUGUGAACAUUUGGGUCGGUGUGUGAACACACAGGGCUCCUUCCUGUGUCAGUGUGGCCGUGGCUACACUGGACCUCGCUGUGAGACGGAUGUCAACGAGUGUCUGUCUGGGCCCUGCCGCAACCAGGCCACGUGUCUUGACCGAAUUGGCCAGUUCACCUGCAUCUGUAUGGCAGGCUUCACAGGGACCUACUGCGAGGUGGACAUAGAUGAAUGUCAGAGCAGCCCGUGUGUCAAUGGUGGCGUCUGUAAGGAUCGCGUCAAUGGCUUCAGCUGUACCUGCCCAUCUGGAUUCAGUGGGUCCACGUGCCAGCUGGACGUGGACGAAUGUGCAAGCACUCCCUGCCGGAAUGGCGCCAAGUGUGUGGACCAGCCCGAUGGCUAUGAGUGUCGCUGUGCAGAGGGCUUUGAGGGCACCCUGUGUGAGCGAAAUGUGGACGACUGCUCUCCAGACCCCUGCCACCACGGGCGCUGUGUCGAUGGCAUCGCUAGCUUCUCGUGUGCGUGUGCCCCAGGCUACACGGGCACACGCUGUGAGAGCCAGGUGGAUGAGUGUCGCAGCCAGCCCUGCCGCUAUGGUGGCAAAUGCCUAGACUUGGUGGACAAGUACCUCUGCCGCUGUCCUCCGGGAACCACAGGUGUGAACUGCGAAGUCAACAUUGAUGAUUGUGCCAGCAACCCCUGUACCUUUGGUGUCUGCCACGAUGGCAUCAACCGCUAUGAUUGCGUCUGUCAGCCGGGCUUCACAGGGCCCCUCUGCAAUGUGGAGAUUAACGAGUGUGCAUCCAGCCCCUGUGGAGAGGGUGGCUCCUGUGUGGAUGGGGAAAACGGCUUCCGUUGCCUCUGCCCACCUGGCUCCCUGCCCCCUCUGUGCCUGCCUGCGAAUCAUCCCUGUGCGCACAAGCCCUGCAGUCACGGAGCCUGCCACGAUGCAUCUGGCGGGUUCCGCUGUGUGUGUGAGCCUGGUUGGAGUGGCCCCCGCUGCAGCCAGAGCCUGGCUCCAGAUGCCUGUGAGUCCCAGCCCUGCCAGGCUGGCGGCACCUGUACCAGUGAUGGAAGAGGCUUCCACUGUACCUGUCCCCCUGGAUUUCAGGGCCGUCAGUGUGAGGUGCUGUCCCCCUGUACUCCAAGCCUCUGUGAGCAUGGAGGCCACUGUGAGUCUGACUCUGGCCAGCUGACUGUCUGUUCCUGUCCCCCAGGCUGGCAAGGCUCACGGUGCCAGCAGGAUGUGGAUGAGUGUGCUGGUGCCUCCCCCUGCGGCCCCCAUGGUACCUGCACCAACCUGCCUGGGAGCUUCAGGUGUAUCUGCCAUGGGGGAUACACUGGCCCUUUCUGUGAUCAGGACAUUGACGACUGUGACCCCAACCCUUGCCUCAAUGGUGGUUCCUGCCAGGACGGCGUGGGCUCCUUUACCUGCUCUUGCCUCACUGGCUUUGCUGGUCCUAGCUGUGCUUGGGAUGUGGACGAGUGUCUGAGCAACCCCUGUGGCCCCGGCACCUGUACUGAUCACGUGGCCUCUUUCACCUGUACCUGUCCACCUGGCUAUGGAGGUUUCCACUGUGAGAAUGACCUGCCGGACUGCAGCCCCAGUUCCUGCUUCAAUGGAGGAACCUGCGUGGAUGACGUUAACUCCUUCAGCUGUCUGUGUCGCCCUGGCUACACGGGCACCCACUGCCAAUAUGAGACCGACCCCUGCCUCUCCCGGCCCUGUCUGCAUGGGGGCGUCUGCAACCCUACCCACCCAGGGUUUCAAUGCACCUGCCAGGAGGGCUUCACUGGGAAUCUGUGCCAGAACCUGGUGGACUGGUGCAGCCAGUCACCCUGUCAGAAUGGGGGUCGCUGUGUCCAGACUGGUGCCUACUGCAUUUGUCCCCCUGGGUGGAGUGGCCGCCUGUGUGACAUAAAAAGUCUACCCUGCAAAGAGGCUGCAGCCCAGAUGGGGGUACGGUUGGAGCAGCUGUGUCAGGCAGGUGGGCAGUGUGUAGACAAGGACCACUCCCACUACUGUAUGUGUCCAGAGGGCCGCACCGGUAGUCACUGUGAACAGGAAGUGGACCCCUGCACAGCCCAGCCCUGCCACCAUGGGGGCACCUGCCGUGGUUACAUGGGGGGCUACGUGUGUGAGUGUCCUGCCGGCUAUUCUGGUGACAAUUGUGAGGACGAUGUGGAUGAGUGUGCCUCCCAGCCCUGCCAGCAUGGAGGCUCCUGUAUUGAUCUCGUGGCCCGCUAUCUCUGUUCCUGUCCCCCUGGCACACUUGGAGUUCUCUGUGAGAUCGAUGAGGAUGACUGUGGCCCAGGCCCAUCCUUGGAUUCAGGCCUCCGGUGCCUACACAACGGUACCUGUGUGGACCUGGUGGGUGGCUUCCGCUGUAACUGUCCCCCCGGAUACACGGGUUUGCACUGUGAGGCAGACAUCAAUGAGUGUCGCCCAGGUGCCUGCCACGCAGCUCACACCCGCGACUGCCUACAAGAUCCAGGUGGGCACUUCCGCUGCCUCUGCCAUCCUGGCUUCACAGGGCCUCGCUGUCAGACUGCCCUGUCCCCUUGUGAGUCCCAACCGUGCCAGCAUGGAGGCCAGUGCCAUCCCAGCUCAGGCCCUGGAGGUGGGCUGACCUUCACCUGUCACUGUGUCCAGCCAUUCUGGGGUCUGCGUUGCGAGAGGAUAGCACGCUCCUGCCGAGAGCUGCAGUGUCCGAUGGGUAUCCCAUGCCAGCAGACUGCCCGUGGGCCACGCUGUGCUUGUCCUCCUGGGCUGUCCGGUCCCUUCUGCCGGGUCUCUAGAGCGUCACCCUCAGGCGCUACUAAUGCCAGCUGCACAGCUUCCACUUGUCUGCAUGGGGGUUCAUGCCUGCCUCUGCAGAUCGUUCCUUUCUUCCGCUGUGUAUGCGCUCCGGGCUGGACUGGCCCGCGUUGCGAGACCCCAUCUACAGCCCCUGAAAUCCCCGAGGAGCCACGGUGCCCGAGAGCCGCCUGCCAGGCCAAGAGAGGGGACCAGAAUUGCGAUCGCGAGUGCAACACCCCGGGCUGUGGCUGGGACGGCGGCGACUGCUCGCUGAACGUGGACGACCCCUGGCGGCAGUGCGAGGCACUGCAGUGCUGGCGUCUCUUCAACAACAGCCGGUGUGACCCAGCCUGCAGCUCCCCAGCCUGCCUCUAUGACAACUUUGACUGCUACGCUGGUGGCCGCGAACGCACCUGCAACCCGGUUUAUGAGAAGUACUGCGCUGACCACUUUGCAGAUGGCCGCUGUGACCAGGGCUGCAAUACUGAGGAGUGUGGCUGGGAUGGACUGGACUGUGCCAGCGAGGUCCCGGCCCUUCUGGCCCGAGGGGUUCUGGUCCUCACGGUUCUUCUGCCCCCUGAAGAGUUGUUGCGUUCCAGCGCUGACUUCCUGCAGCGACUCAGUGCUAUUCUGCGCACCUCUUUGCGCUUCCGCCUGGAUGCUCGUGGCCAGGCCAUGGUCUUCCCCUAUCACCGACCAAGCCCUGUCUCCGACUCCCGUGUCCGACGUGAACUGGGUCCCGAGGUGAUCGGCUCUGUAGUGAUGCUGGAGAUUGACAAUCGGCUCUGCCUGCAGUCACCUGAGAAUGACCACUGCUUCCCCGAUGCCCAGAGCGCUGCUGAUUACCUGGGAGCCUUGUCAGCAGUAGAGCGACUUGAUUUCCCAUACCCACUGCGGGAUGUUCGAGGAGAGCCGCUGGAGCCUCCAGAGCAGAGUGUGCCAUUGCUGCCACUGCUGGUGGCAGGUGCCGUCUUUCUGCUGGUCAUCUUCGUCCUGGGUGUCAUGGUGGCCAGGCGCAAGCGCGAGCACAGCACUCUCUGGUUCCCAGAGGGCUUUGCACUACACAAGGACAUAGCAGCUGGCCAUAAGGGCCGGAGGGAGCCUGUGGGACAAGAUGCACUGGGCAUGAAGAACAUGGCCAAAGGUGAGAGUCUGAUGGGAGAGGUGGCCACAGACUGGAUGGACUCAGAGUGCCCAGAGGCCAAGAGACUGAAGGUAGAGGAGCCAGGCAUGGGGGCUGAGGAGCCUGUGGACUGUCGCCAGUGGACCCAGCACCACCUGGUUGCCGCUGAUAUCCGUGUGGCCCCCGCCAUGGCGUUGACUCCGCCCCAGGGUGAUGCAGAUGCUGAUGGCAUGGAUGUUAACGUACGUGGCCCUGAUGGCUUCACCCCGCUUAUGCUGGCCUCCUUCUGUGGGGGAGCCCUGGAGCCGAUGCCGGCCGAGGAAGACGAGGUGGAUGACGCGUCAGCCAGCAUCAUAUCAGACCUGAUCUGCCAGGGGGCCCAGCUCGGAGCACGAACUGACCGCACUGGCGAGACCGCCCUGCAUCUGGCUGCCCGCUAUGCCCGUGCGGAUGCCGCCAAGCGGCUACUGGAUGCUGGGGCAGACACCAACGCCCAGGACCAUUCGGGCCGCACCCCGCUGCACACAGCGGUGACGGCAGAUGCCCAGGGUGUUUUUCAGAUUCUCAUCAGGAACCGCUCCACUGACCUGGAUGCUCGCAUGGCAGAUGGCUCUACUGCACUGAUCCUGGCGCAAAGAGUGCAUCUUGUAACCCAAGCCUGUGGGUGGCCAAAAUGCCUACAGGGGAUGUGGCCUCUUAAUAGGGGUGGAAAUGACUUCCGUAGUUUGCCUGUCCUGUCUUGGGGACCUGACAUGAACCUGGCUCUGAUUUUAUCUACAGGGAAAUCAGCCUUACAUUGGGCUGCAGCUGUGAACAAUGUGGAGGCUACCUUGGCUCUGCUGAAAAAUGGAGCCAACAAGGACAUGCAGGACAGCAAGGAGGAGACGCCACUGUUCUUGGCUGCCCGUGAGGGCAGCUUUGAGGCUGCCAAGCUGCUGCUGGACCAUUUUGCCAACCGGGAGAUCACAGAUCACCUGGACAGGCUGCCCCGAGAUGUAGCCCAAGAGCGGUUGCACCAGGACAUUGUGCGGUUGCUGGACCAGCCCAGUGGCCCCCGGAGUCCCCCGGGUCCCCAUGGCUUGGGGCCUCUGCUCUGCCCACCAGGGGCCUUCCUUCCUGGGCUCAAAGCGGUGCAGUCUGGGACCAAGAAGAGCAGGAGGCCACCUGGCAAGACGGGGCUAGGGCCACAGGGAACCCGGGGUCGGGGCAAGAAGCUGACACUGGCCUGCCCAGGCCCUCUGGCAGACAGCUCUGUCACAUUGUCGCCUGUGGACUCGCUGGACUCCCCGAGGCCUUUCGGUGGGCCCCCUGCUUCCCCUGGAGGCUUCCCCCUGGAGGGUCCCUAUGCUACCACGGCUACUGCGGUGUCCUUGGCACAGCUUGGUGCAAAUCGGGCGGGCCCUCUCGGGCGCCAGCCUCCCGGGGGUUGUGUGCUCAGCCUGGGUCUACUCAACCCUGUGGCUGUGCCCCUCGACUGGGCCCGGCUGCCUCCACCUGCCCCACCUGGGCCCUCAUUCCUGUUGCCCCUGGCUCCAGGACCCCAACUACUCAACCCAGGAACCCCAGUUUCUCCCCAGGAGCGACCGCCACCCUACCUGGCAGCCCCAGGACAUGGAGAGGAAUACCCUGCAGCGGGGACCCACAGCAGCCCCACAAAGGCCCGCUUCCUGCGGGUUCCCAGCGAGCAUCCUUAUUUGACCCCAUCUCCAGAGUCUCCAGAGCACUGGGCCAGCCCGUCCCCUCCCGCCCUCUCAGACUGGUCCGACUCUACCCCUAGCCCAGCAACUGCCCCUGGUGCCACAGCGGCUGGAGCCCUACCUGCUCAGCCACACCCCAUGCCUGUUCCCUCCCUCCCUCAGUCCCAGACUCAGCUGGGGCCCCAGCCAGAAGUCACCCCCAAGAGACAGGUGAUGGCCUAAGUUCUUGGAUCUUGGCGAGCAGGGGUGGGGGGCGGGGGUUGAAGUAACACCCCUCCCUGGUUUCUCUUCCUUUUAAUUUUAUUCUCAUCCGUUUCUCUCUGUUCUGUACCUGCCUUCCUGCACCUCUCCGUAGUCGUGUGACCAAGCUGGUCACAAGCCCAGACCCCCAGUCUUCCUUUAUUUAUAAUGGGUAGGGGCUGACCUCCCACCAUCUCGGCCCUCUCAGGGGUCUGGGACUUCUUGACCCCUCACCCUGCCUCCACUACUCCCCCCUCCCGCGCACCUUUUGUUUUUGCCUCUUCUUAUUUUCUCACACUCUGGCAUGAGUGAGUUAUUUUUUCUUUUUUACGUUUUGUAUAGAGACAAAUUCAUUUAAACAAACUUAUUAUUAUUAUUAUUUUUUACAAAAUAUAUAUAUGGAGAUGCUCCCCGCCCCUGCAAAUCCCUCCAGCGCCCCCGUGGGGCUGAGUCUGUGGGCCCAUUCGGCCGAUCCGGACUCUGUGUACCGAGUACACAGACAGGACUAGGGUCCCGUGUACUGAGUAUGCGGCCCUGGUAUGUACCAAGUAGCCAGCCUUGGGCACACCCUCCCCUGGGGUCAGGGGACACUUGGGAGCCUCCUUCCCCUUCCCAUACCCUUUCCUGACUUCACUGCAUUCCAGAUAAAACUUGUAGACUCGCUGAGAAAGGGGUCUUUCCCACCAAAGCCCCCACUCCAGGUCCCCCUCCUGAGCCUGGCUCAGCUUUUAGGGUUGGGGGAAGUCAUGUAUUUUGUAUGCAUUCCACUUCUAAUUGUAAAUACAGGGCUGAAGUUGGGGAGACACUACCUGUGAGAGUAGCACCCCCUCUUCCUGGUAUUCCCUCGGCUCAGCCUCACUGCCUAAUAGCAAUGUUUUUAGGCUAUUUUUAUAAUAUGGCACUUGGUCACAGUCCAUUGUAGCUGAAUUCCCAGGUCUUGCAUUGUACAGCCCUCACCUCCCAGUUCCCUUACCACCUAAUAAAGGAAUAGUUAAC